AUGAUCGUCGACGAAACUUUGUUGAGCGAAGAGCCGCUAUUAAUGCAAGUUUGGAGCAAACGGGCUUCGCCUCUACCUGAUUAUCUGAUAGGAGAGUCUCGUGCUCGUCUUGAUGCGCUCAUCAGUGCCGGUGGGAAAGCAACGCCGACAACCUUCGAGCUUGGUCGCCCAGGCCAUCGACAGCAGGGUGUAAUUUCGUGCUCCUUGAGCUUUGAACAGCAAGAGGAGACUGGGGCCAUGUCGGGGAUUCACCAAAAACUCACAGAGGCCUCGCGUGAUGCUAUUGGCAGCUUGGGCUUGGCUCUGACCAUAAAUCAUGAUGCAGAGGCCGCUACAGAGGCCUACGCUGGUGCCCACACCGCACACCUCGAAAGGCAAGAAGUUUUGCGUACUGAGCGAGAGGCAGCAGCAGUCGCCGCCGCAAAUAAUCGCCUGGAUGUGCAAAGUCAUUUGUUUAUUGAGAAUUCCAAAGGAAAUGCAAGUAAUACCGUCGGUGAAAAAUAUGGGGGAGAAGCGACCCUGAGGAGGCAGCAUUUACCGAAGUUUUUUGAUUGCCGUUCGUCCGCCGAUUUUCACGGCGGAAUAGACCCAAUAACGGGUCUACCUUGGAGAAUAGAUAAUGCAGGAUGCCGUAGAUUCUUUUUGGGACUCCUCCCCAGAGGGCAGGAUUAUAGUUGA
This is a messenger RNA of Aureococcus anophagefferens, 678 nucleotides long. RefSeq lists its product as hypothetical. Bases 1 to 678 code for a protein of 225 amino acids. NCBI's taxonomy places the organism in Eukaryota, Pelagophyceae, Pelagomonadales, Pelagomonadaceae. The record is from RefSeq and is a predicted model, not a curated record. The transcript has a single exon.